Molecule: messenger RNA, 559 nt
Organism: Mycena citricolor
Lineage: Eukaryota; Fungi; Basidiomycota; Agaricomycetes; Agaricales; Mycenaceae
Source: the annotation of a GenBank genome assembly
UACUGCUUUUGGGGUUUCGCUCGGUACGCAGGGCGCAUCAUCCGAGAGCCCUGCAUCACGAAGCGGUGCUAAAGCAAAAACGCGAGGAGGGAGAGGGCGUCGCAGUCCCGGCUCCGUACUCGCAAAGAGCACCCCUUGCUAAAUCAGAGUAUGUACGCAGUGGAAAAGCAGGAGUGCAACGCUCCCACUGCUAAAGCAAGGCGCUAAAGCAGCACUCCCUGUCUACGAAGGCACGACGGGUACUGUAGUUUUAUCAGCGUCCUCCUACAUUCGCUUAGCUUCCGGAUCCUUCUUGAUCUCGUACGUAGAGUUUCACUUGCAGUACGAAGCAGACAGCUCUCGCGCUUCGCGACCGAAGGAGGCGCCGUUUAACUUGAGUUAUUCCCCACCCCUAAACCGCUCGCGCUUUGCUCGCUACGCACGCUACGCAGGGCGCAUGCUUUAGCACGCGCUCCUUACGCUCCGCAGGACGCUUGCGGAGAGGAGCCGGCCAAGCAUCUAGCAGCAGGGCACUGACUACUACGUUAAUAAUUGUUAGUUUAAGAAUUUUAAAUCUUCC